Molecule: messenger RNA, 1451 nt
Organism: Hyposmocoma kahamanoa
Lineage: Eukaryota; Metazoa; Arthropoda; Insecta; Lepidoptera; Cosmopterigidae
Product: tubulin beta chain
Exons: 2
Coding region: 67-1410 (447 amino acids)
Biological process (GO): microtubule cytoskeleton organization; mitotic cell cycle
Cellular component (GO): microtubule; cytoplasm
Molecular function (GO): structural constituent of cytoskeleton; GTP binding; GTPase activity
Source: RefSeq, a predicted model, not a curated record
CUACAGUAGAAAGCUUUGAAGUAUUUACUUAAUAUAAUAUUUAGUUAAUACGUAUAUUACGAAAUAAUGAGGGAAAUAGUGCAUAUACAGGCAGGCCAAUGUGGCAAUCAAAUUGGAGCUAAGUUUUGGGAGGUGAUCUCCGACGAGCACGGAAUCGAUCCCACUGGCACAUAUCACGGAGACUCGGAUCUACAAUUGGAAAGGAUCAACGUCUACUAUAAUGAAGCCACAGGAGGAAAAUAUGUACCAAGAGCUAUACUAGUGGACCUCGAGCCUGGCACCAUGGAUUCUGUACGAUCAGGCCCAUUCGGACAGAUCUUUCGCCCAGACAAUUUCGUGUUCGGUCAGUCGGGGGCUGGGAACAACUGGGCAAAGGGGCAUUAUACAGAGGGCGCCGAACUCGUCGAUUCAGUGUUAGAUGUAGUAAGGAAAGAAGCGGAAGGAUGUGAUUGUCUGCAAGGAUUCCAGUUAACACAUUCGCUCGGUGGAGGUACAGGUGCUGGCUUAGGAACAUUGCUCAUCUCCAAAAUCAGAGAAGAGUACCCAGACCGAAUCAUGAACACAUUCAGUGUUGUGCCCUCUCCCAAAGUAUCUGAUACUGUUGUCGAACCAUACAACGCUACCCUGUCUGUGCAUCAGCUAGUGGAAAACACUGAUGAGUCGUAUUGCAUCGAUAAUGAGGCUCUGUACGAUAUUUGCUUUCGAACACUCAAAUUAACAACACCGACAUACGGCGAUUUGAACCAUUUGGUGUCUGCAACUAUGUCUGGAGUCACAACCUGUCUUCGAUUUCCCGGCCAACUGAAUGCAGAUUUGAGGAAAUUGGCUGUGAACAUGGUACCAUUUCCUCGUCUGCAUUUCUUUAUUCCCGGUUUCGCACCACUGACGUCUCGUGGCAGCCAGCAGUACAGGGCUUUGACAGUACCAGAGUUGACUCAGCAGAUGUUUGAUGCGAAAAAUAUGAUGGCAGCGUGUGACCCUCGCCACGGCAGAUACUUAACAGUUGCUGCUGUCUUCAGAGGUCGUAUGUCAAUGAAAGAAGUGGACGAACAAAUGAUGAACAUUCAAAACAAGAACUCCUCUUAUUUCGUGGAAUGGAUCCCGAACAACGUCAAGACCGCUGUGUGUGAUAUUCCACCGCGUGGUCUAAAAAUGUCUGCCACCUUCAUUGGGAAUUCUACUGCUAUCCAGGAACUGUUUAAGCGAAUUUCGGAGCAGUUCACUGCUAUGUUUAGACGCAAGGCUUUUCUGCACUGGUACACUGGAGAGGGAAUGGACGAGAUGGAGUUUACUGAAGCGGAGAGCAACAUGAACGACUUGGUCUCGGAGUACCAGCAAUAUCAGGACGCCACCGCCGAAGAGGAAGGCGAGUUUGAUGAGGAAGAAGAGGGCGGUGAUGAGGGAGAUUAGGCUGUGUGGUGUUAAGGUUUGGUUUAUAUUGUAUUUUUCCU